Messenger RNA from Myodes glareolus (Bank vole), 1925 nucleotides. Lineage: Eukaryota; Metazoa; Chordata; Mammalia; Rodentia; Cricetidae. The record is from RefSeq and is a predicted model, not a curated record.
CCCGCCGCUCCGCACGACGCCGGAGCUCCUCACAGCAGCCCAGGAAGAGGAAGGGUUCUCCUUGGCCAGCCUUUCCCGCAGGACCCGCCCAAUGGGCACGCACCUGACCCAGGCGUGGGACCACAACCCAGCCCACUUGCAACUUCGGACCCUGGGGCCAGCCCCCGCCCAUCAACCCCGCCCACAGGCCACGCCCACAAGCCGUGCCCAGCCUUCCUGGCCCCGCCUCCGGAGGCGCGAAGACGACGGGCGCGGACUGCGCAGGUUUACCAGCAGAACCCUCGCGGUGCGCAUGCGCCACGUCCUUACGCCGUCUCUGGGCGCCGGGGUCUGCACGGGAAGAUGGCAGAGGUUGGGUCCAAGUCGGUGUUGUUCGUGUGUCUCGUGCUCCUCCGAACCUCAGAUCGGUGCAGUUUUGCCCCAUAUUAUGCCUCUGCUGUCCUUCCUACCCUUUCCAAGUCCAUGUUACCCUCCCAGAUGCCCUUCCUCAACAAACCUUGAUCCUGAUCCUGUCUCUUCCAAGCCUGUGGCCCCUCUCACUUGGCUCCUCCUCCCUGAAGUCUGUGUCUCCGGUCCCUUGCUCUGUAACAUUUGCCGGUCACCCAUUGCAGAAGCAGUUUUCAGGAAAUUGGUAACUGAUGAGAAUGUUUCAGCUAAUUGGGCCAUUGACAGCAGCGCUGUUUCCGACUGGAACGUGGGCCGGCCCCCAGACCCAAGAGCUGUCAGCUGCCUAAGAAAUCAUGGCAUUAGCACAGCCCAUAAGGCAAGACAGAUUACAAGAGAAGACUUUGCCACAUUCGAUUAUAUACUAUGUAUGGAUGAAAGCAAUCUGAGAGAUUUGAAUAGAAAAAGUAAUCAAGUUAAAAACUGCAAAGCUAAAAUUGAGCUACUUGGGAGCUAUGAUCCACAGAAACAACUCAUUAUUGAAGAUCCCUAUUAUGGCAAUGACUCUGACUUCGAAGUGGUGUACCAGCAAUGCCUCAGGUGCUGCAAGGCUUUCCUGGAGAAGACUCACUAGGUGGUCCUGCCCGCCACCACUGAGCAGCUCACUCACCAGAGCUGUGCCCAAGGGUGGUGCCAGUCCUUAGCCCCGUGCCCCACCGGUCUCUUUAGCUGACUUUACUGUUUAUCUUUAAAACAUUUGUAGGUCGAAAUUAGGUGUAUGUUCAGAAGCGUAAAAAUAUUUGAGUAAGACAGUGUGGGGUGUGGCUAAGUAUUCUUAGACUAAUUGAACCUUUCCUUUCACCUUGUCCUAAUUAGAAGGAAAUACGGAACAAACUAGAACCUAAUAAAGUAAGAAUGACCUACAAGGUCCGGGUCAGCCUCUGAGCCCAGCCAGCCUGGGUAGUUCUGGUCUUACUAAAGUGUGUGCAUGGCCAGCACCCAGGGGUGCCAUUUGCUUGCCUUAUACCUCUCUAUCCUAGACUCUUGUGACAAUAACUCCAUCCAUAUCAGCCUUCCACUUAACCCUGGAAGACUUAAACUCAGACACACUGAAGGCGUUUAAUAUUUGAGAGAGAAGAGAAUCUGGAUGUGGUGAUACAGGCCUGCAGUCCCAGCAGGCCAGCCUGGGCUGUGCAGUGACAGUGGGAGCAACCGAUGUAGGAAAUUAGCAGCGUUACUCUUACUUGGUUUUUGUCCAGUGUUUUGUGGUUCCUGUUUGAGCCACUUUGCCUCUUAAUGCAAAGGGGGUGUGUGCUUCAAGAGUGGCAUAUGUCUGUAGUGUCCCUUCAUCAGCGUUGUAAAGAGUGACCGGCAAGCAUAAGUCAUUCUGGUGCAUUGCAGGACAGUGACCUCAGAUUCAUGACUGUGUAUCAGAAAAGAAUGUGAGUUAAACUGGGAAGUUAACAAAUACACCUGAAAUAGAGAUCUGGUGUCUGCCUGCUUUUUUUAUUGACAAAUGAAGAAAGUAUAUUUAAAACGUU